GCAAUUGUCAGUUGUCCAUUAGAGGAACAUGGAUGUUUAGCGCAAGUUGAACGACAAGAUGUAUAUAAACAUGUACAAGACAGCAUGGCUGCACACAUCAUGUUACUGGGGAAAAAAUGUUCUUCGCUUACUAAAGAAAACCAGCUUUUGAGCGAUAAAUUAAAUCAUGUACAGCUUCAGAAAUCAACUGGGAUCUUUAGUAACAUCAAUUCAUAUCCUCCCGCACGAAAGUUCUACCGGGUGGCGAUAUGGAUGCGUGGUUAUAAAUGGCGCAUAAAUUUGUACCCAAAUGGACGCAAUGCAGACGCCAUGGGUUUCCUAUCGCUCUAUCUGAAGAGAGUUGAAGAAGAUUCACAGUCAUUAUGCAGCAAUAUACCCAAUACAGCCAACAACGAAUCAGCAACCCCUUACAGGCUGACUGUGAUUAGCCAAAUACCUGAAGGUCACGAUGUCUACUAUGAAUCAAAACGCGUAUUUACUAAAAAUAAAGGAGGCAUCGGGGGAUGGAGCAAAUUCAUGAAAUCAUCUGACGUGCUUUCGCGUUGUUAUGUUAAAGAUAACAGACUGACCAUCAAAUGCACGACUCACUAUCCAGAUAAACCACAAUAAGUUCCAUAGAUGAUGUACUUUGCGCAGCGUACUGUAACAGUACUAUAUGGUAGUCUAACCAUCCAAUGUACAAUACAGCUAGUUAAACCACAAUAUGUUCCAUGUUACACAGAUGAUGUACUUUCUACAGCCUACUGUAACAGUACCAAUGGUAGUCUAACCAUCCAAUGUACAAUACAGCCAUAUAAACCACAAUAGGUUCCAUGUUACACAGAUGAUGUACUUUGUACAGCCUACUGUAACAGUAUCAAUGGUAGUCUAACCAUCUAAUGUACAAUACAGAUAGAUAAUCCACAAUAGGUUCCAUGUUACACCGAUGAUGUACUUUCUACAGCCUACUGUAACAGUAUCAAUGGUAGUCUAACCAUGCAAUGUACAAUACAGAUAGAUAAACCACAAUAGGUUCCAUGUUA
Actinia tenebrosa (Australian red waratah sea anemone) is the source of this 1022-nucleotide messenger RNA. RefSeq names its product TNF receptor-associated factor 4-like. The record is from RefSeq and is a predicted model, not a curated record. Gene Ontology annotation, molecular function: ubiquitin-protein transferase activity; protein binding; zinc ion binding. NCBI's taxonomy places the organism in Eukaryota, Metazoa, Cnidaria, Anthozoa, Actiniaria, Actiniidae. Gene Ontology annotation, biological process: protein ubiquitination.